CACAUAGAUUUUUAUAUAACAUCAUUCAUCAAAAUUUGUCACGUCACAUUUAUUUAUUUUGAUUACAAAACGAAUUACAAUACAUUUGCGAGUUUUAAAACUUUCCUUAUAAUAUUAUAUAUAAUAAGAGGAUAAAAAACACUAGAAAAAUGAAGAUUCCUUACGUAGUUUCAUCUAACACGCGUGAGGCGUACCGAACCACAAAUGUGAUGAAGAAUUCUGUCGCAGAGCUUCCGAGGAAGAUCUUGGCAGAGGACUUCGAAUGGGAUGACGACCUGACGCCUGCUCCCCUCACGUACUUCGCUGCUCUUACGCUGUCUAAAGUUUUCCAUAGAAUCAAUCCCUUACACAGGAUUCUCCAGAAGGACGUGGACAUGCUUAUGGAUUUGUACCCAGCAACAAUUCCACUGAAAUAUAGUGUUCCUCAUAUAAAGGACGAGCAAUAUUGGAAAAGGUCAUAUGCAACAAAAUUUCCCGACAGGAAAGAGUUGGGCAUUUCUUAUUGGAAAGGAAAGUUUUUGUCGACAUGCUUGCAAGAUUACUUAGAAAAAGUAAACCCUGAUGUAUUUAUAGAAGAAGAUGCUGUAGAAUUGGCAACUUUGGUAAGCCCUUACAUUUACGAGUUGGGUCUCAGUCAGUUGCAAAUGGUUCGCCAGCCGAAUCCGCCUGUUCCUUACGAGAACGUUGUGGAGGACACCUGCAUCUACAGCGUGCCCAAGCUGUACGACCACAUUCCGCUCGAGCCUGUACUUAUGAAGCUGUACAACCUGCAGGAAAUAUCAUUAGUGUUCGGCAUCAACAAUGUCGCUGAGGGAUAUUUGCCCAGAUACUUCGAAUUCUCCAUGGGAGACUGUGAGUCUCUGUGCAGGGGUCUGGAAGAUUUGAGACAUCUAAGAUUAUUUAGAAUCAACCGGAGCAACUUAGACUGUUCAAAAGUGAAACUCAUUCUGCAAAAUUUGGUCAAAAAAGAGAGCAUUGAAGAGUUGGAUUUUAACCAUUGCAAGAUUGGUGAUUACGGAAUGAAAGCUUUGGGUGGUUUCAUCUACAUUCAUAAUAACGUGAAAGUAGUUAGGAUAGCCAAUAAUCGCUUCAAGGAAGUCGGCGUGCAGGGUAUCGCGUAUGCAUUGCAAAUGAAGCCCGCUGCCCCGAUAGAGCUGAUUGAUUUCAGUUUGAAUCCGAUGUCCCUCGAAUGUGCGACAAUAUUCGCCGCAGCGUUUGUUAGGUGUAAGGAAAAGCCGCAAACUUUGAUUGUCAAUUCGUGCGGUUUUAGCGGCGCCUCCGCAGAGAAGAUGGCUGGCCUGCUCAGUCUCAAUCGAGGUUUGACGAGAUUGGAUAUGGCGGCGAAUGACUUAUCAGGUGAAGCCGAGGAGACACUCAUACGCGCCCUGGAGCAAAAUAAGAAGGUCCUCCGUAUUGAUCUGCGUAGAACUCAUAUAUCGGAAGCAACGCAAGCCAAAGUUGAUGAGUUGUUAGAGCGAAACAAGAAGCUGAUCGGGCAAGAGAUCGAGCCUAGUGACGAGAUUCCGCCCCUGUACCUCAACGAGCCCGAGUAUCUCAUCUGGGAGUACAACCCUAACAACCCCGACUAUAUUCCCGGCAGAUAUCCCACUAGAGUUCCAGAAGUCUAAAUAUCAAUUCACAUUUUCUUUGAGGUUAUUUCUACACCACUUUUUCCAUGAUUAUGGUAAACAGUUACAAUAUUUUUUAUACCGGCUACACAUAAUCGCAGCGAAAUCAGAUAGAUGCCGCCGAAGGUUAAAUAGAUAUUUUUUAAAUCACUUUAACUUGUAUUUAACAGUAUCAUUUGUUAUAAUAUACUCUGCUCACCACAAUAUUGAGAAAGCAAUAAUGUUAAACCUGGUACAACCCACCCUUAAUGUAUUUUGUCAUGAUCAUGACCGAACAUAGCAUUUCGUAUUUAGCUCUCGUCGUGAAGAUGACAUAUCUAGUGAAACAAACUAAUAUUGAUUUAUGAAACUCGGCUAGUUGGUUGGAAUACAUCCUCUGGUCCAUAGUGCAGCAGCCAGAGUCCAUAAUUUAUUAACAGGUCGCCAGUGCGCUCGGCAGCCGGUGACAGCUUUGCCUCCGCGACUAAAUGUUAAGAGCUACAGAACUGAAUGACUGCUAUCCAUUUGUCUACCUACAGUCUGGAGUUGUGUGAAUUGAGAAUUUCCAUUUGAUAAUUAUAUGUUAUAUUUUUUUAGCUGCUAUAAAAUAUAUAUUUAUAAAAUAUAUCGUAGAUAAACCUAGAAAAUAAUGGAAUUUCGGACUAUAAAGUUCGUAUCUAAUUGAAAUAUAAUUUAUAUUCCUACAUAA
Molecule: messenger RNA, 2316 nt
Organism: Plodia interpunctella (Indianmeal moth)
Lineage: Eukaryota; Metazoa; Arthropoda; Insecta; Lepidoptera; Pyralidae
Product: dynein regulatory complex subunit 5-like
Exons: 6
Coding region: 150-1628 (492 amino acids)
Cellular component (GO): centrosome
Molecular function (GO): protein binding
Source: RefSeq, a predicted model, not a curated record